Messenger RNA from Brassica rapa (field mustard), 2542 nucleotides. Its product is annotated as protein transport protein SEC23. Gene Ontology annotation, cellular component: endoplasmic reticulum exit site; COPII vesicle coat. Lineage: Eukaryota; Viridiplantae; Streptophyta; Magnoliopsida; Brassicales; Brassicaceae. The record is from RefSeq and is a predicted model, not a curated record. Gene Ontology annotation, biological process: intracellular protein transport; COPII-coated vesicle cargo loading; endoplasmic reticulum to Golgi vesicle-mediated transport. Gene Ontology annotation, molecular function: zinc ion binding; GTPase activator activity.
AUGGCAGAGAUGGAGAGCCUCGAUCCGGAAGGAAUCGACUCCGUCCGGAUGACGUGGAACGUCUGGCCUCGCAACAAAGUCGAAGCCAGCAAGUGCGUCGUCCCCGUCGCCGCCUGCAUCUCCCCGAUCCGCUACCACCGCGACAUCCAAUCCGUCCCCUACGCCCCCCUCCGCUGCCGCACCUGCUCCGCCGCCCUCAACCCCUUCGCGCGCGUCGAUUUCUCCGCCAAGAUCUGGAUCUGCCCCAUCUGCUUCCAGCGCAACCACUUCCCUCCUCACUACCACGUCAUCUCCGAGACGAACCUCCCCUGCGAGCUCUACCCUCAGUACACGACCGUUGAGUACUCCAUGCCAGGCCCAUCACAGCCCACUGGGCCUGGGAAUUUAGAUCAGAGCGGUGCCGUUGUGUUUGUUUUUGUGCUUGACACGUGUGUUAUUGAGGAGGAGUUUGAGUACGCGAAGUGUGCGGUUAGGCGGGCGGUUGGGCUGCUUCCUGAGAACGCGCUCGUUGGGUUUGUUACGUUUGGCACGCAGGCGCACGUGCAUGAGUUGGGGUAUUCUGAUUUGACUAAGGUUUAUGUGUUUAGGGGAGAUAAGGAGAUUUCGAAAGAUCAGGUGUUGGAGCAGUUGGGGCUUGGUGCUUCCGGGAGGAGGACUGGGUUUCCCGUGGGGAGAGAUGGGUCUGGUGUUAGUAGGUUCUUGUUGCCGGCCUCUGAGUGUGAAUUCACCAUUGAUUCGCUGUUGGAUGAGCUGCAGACGGAUCAGUGGCCUGUUCAGGGUGGACGUCGGCAGUCGAGGUGCACGGGGGUGGCUUUGAGUGUGGCUACGGGUCUGCUUGGAGCUUGUUUACCUGGAACUGGGGCUAGGAUUGUUGCUUUGGUUGGAGGACCGUGCUCUGAGGGACCAGGCACGAUUGUGUCAAAGGAUCUAUCAGAACCUUUGCGUUCACAUAAGGACCUCGAUAAAGAUGCGGCUCCAUUCUAUAAGAAAGCGGAGAAGUUUUAUGAUGGUCUCGCCAACCAAUUGGUUAACCAAGGACAUGUACUUGACCUUUUUGCAUCCGCACUUGAUCAGGUUGGUGUUGCUGAAAUGAAAGCUGCGGUUGAAAGAACUGGAGGACUUGUUGUUUUAUCAGAAAGCUUUGGUCAUUCUGUAUUCAAGGACUCCUUCAAGCGAGUAUUUGAAGCUGGCGAACAGUCUCUCGGACUUUGUUUCAACGGUACACUUGAGAUCAACUGUUCCAAGGACAUAAAAAUCCAAGGGAUUAUUGGACCUUGCGCGUCACUGCAAAAGAAAGGUCCUAGCGUAGCUGAUACAGUUGUGGGGGAGGGGAAUACUACAGCAUGGAAGAUGUGUGGCCUCGACAAAAGUACUUGUCUGACAGUCUUCUUUGAUCUUUCUUCAAGUGAUCAAUCAACUAAUCCUGGAGCUGUAAAUAACCAGUUAUAUAUACAGUUUAUGACAAGCUACCAAAAUCCAGAAGGGAAAUCAUUACUUCGAGUUACUACUGUUACCAGACAAUGGGUGGAUACUGCUCUUAGCACAGAGGAAUUGGUGCAAGGUUUUGAUCAAGAAACUGCUGCUGUGGUGGUGGCCAGAUUAGCUUCCUUUAAAAUGGAAACAGAGGAGGGGUUUGAUGCUACUAGAUGGCUAGACAGGAACCUUAUUCGUCUUUGUUCCAAAUUUGGUGAUUACCGGAAGGAUGAUCCUGCGUCAUUUACUCUGAAUCAAAACUUUUCACUAUUCCCUCAGUUUACAUUUAAUCUCCGACGUUCACAGUUUGUCCAGGUGUUCAACAAUAGUCCAGACGAAACUGCGUACAACCGCAUGCUACUAAACCGAGAAAAUAUUUCAAACGCAGCUGUUAUGAUUCAGCCAUCUCUAACAACUUACUCGUUUAGCACGCUGCCUCAGCCUGCAUUGCUGGAUGUUGCUUCCAUCGCUGCAGACCGUAUCCUGUUACUGGACUCUUACAUUAGUGUCGUCAUUUUCCACGGGAUGACCAUAGCGCAGUGGCGCAACUUGGGCUACCAAAAUCAGCCUGAACAUCAGGCAUUUGCACAACUCUUGGAAGCCCCUCAAGAAGAUGCGCAGAUGAUCAUCCGUGAACGUUUCCCUGUACCGAGAUUAGUUGUGUGUGAUCAACAUGGGUCUCAGGCAAGGUUUUUGUUAGCGAAGCUAAAUCCAUCAGCAACAUACAACAACCCGAGUGAGAUGAAUGCAGGUUCUGAUGUAAUCUUCACGGAUGAUGUUAGUCUCCAAGUCUUCUUCCAACAUCUUCAGAAAUUGGCUGUUCAAUCUUGAAAACACACAGAGGUUGACAGAAUCAGAUCAAGUCUGAGACCGAAUCCCACAAAGACAAAUAAAGAUGCUGCCAUCGCUCACCAGAGUGUCUCUAGUGUCUUAAGUUUUCUCAUAACACACACAUGAACAGAACUAUGCUUUGUUUUCAUUGCAACGAGGUUUUUGUUUUCUCAUAUAGUUAACAAAUUUUGUAGCUCCAUUUCUUCAUAGUUUUAUUUAUAUUAUAUUUUCUCCUCAU